Molecule: messenger RNA, 1137 nt
Organism: Trypanosoma rangeli
Lineage: Eukaryota; Euglenozoa; Kinetoplastea; Trypanosomatida; Trypanosomatidae
Product: presenilin-like aspartic peptidase
Exons: 1
Coding region: 1-1137 (378 amino acids)
Biological process (GO): protein processing
Cellular component (GO): nucleus; membrane
Molecular function (GO): aspartic endopeptidase activity, intramembrane cleaving
Source: RefSeq, a predicted model, not a curated record
AUGGGUUUGUCAGAGUUGCAGCAGCGUGUGCCGCUGGAUGGGGUGGCGGCACUCAUAGGAAGGCGCAUUGCGGCGUUGCUUGUGCCUGUGUUUGUGUGUCUACUUCUGGUGUCAUGGAGUACUCUGAAUUUGUCACCUUUUUUGGUCGGCCGGUACAUGUCACCCGUGUUCGUUUUCAUGGAUGAGGACACACAUGCUACCAUUCAGGGCAAGCUUGGCUCUUCCUUAGUGAAUGCCUUGGCUCUUGUCGCUAUUCUCACUGUCAUGACGUUUCUCAUAGUGUUGUUGUACACCUAUCAUUGUGAGAAGGUUCUCUUUGCUUUGUUGUUCCUUUCAGCUGGCUCCGUGUUUUUCUUGAUGAUGUGGAUUUGGCUGGAUCUUUUCUGUACACGGUUUCAGGUACCCUAUGAUAUUGUUACAUCCACUUUUCUACUGUGGAACAUUGGAGUUGUGGGGUUCGUAUCUAUUUUUUACUACGCGCACCCCAUCCUCGCGCAGGUGUACCUGGUGGUAUUGUCAAUCCUCAUCGGCUGGAUAAUGACGUUUCUUUCUGAAUGGACUACAUGGGCGAUACUCGUGUUUGUUGCAUUGUAUGACGUGGUUGCCGUGCUAAGUCCACGCGGGCCACUUAAAAUGCUCAUUCAAAUUGCAGAGAAACGCAAAGAACCUAUCCCCGGAUUUGUUUACAACAGUGACACCUUGAACAUGUUGGCGCAUACACCCGGGCAUUCAAGGGAUGUCACAGAGGAGGAGACGCGAACAGGAGAUGUUUUGCGUAUAAAAAAUAACAAUAACGCGGCUAAUCCAAAAAAGAUUUCUCAAUUGUCGUCGGCGUCUUGCGUGUAUUAUGCAUUGAAACGCAGUCCAUUUAAAUUGGGAUUGGGAGACUUCAUAUUUUAUAGCGUAUUGAGUUCAAGGGCAGCUGUAUACGCAUUUAUGCCAUGGACAGCGUCCACCAUAGCCGUUUGUGUAGGCCUGGUAGCCACUUUGGCCUCAUUGAUACUGUACGCAGGUCGAUUUCCCGCUCUCCCCGCAUUGCCUAUAUCUAUCUGCUUAGGUGUUUUAAUGUUUUUCUCUUAUCGUUAUGUUGUUGCUUCGCUAGACUACUUUGCGGCACUUUCAGUGCUUGCAGUUUGA